AUGGUUAUGGUUACUGGUUAUCAAUUCAAGAUUUCUAUAAUGAGAAUCCAAAUGGUAUAUUGUCAACGUGAUAGUAAUGACAUUGGAAAUAUAAAAAGAGAAGUGUGCGGUAUUGAAAAUCCAACUGUUCAAGGUGGAUUCUAUCGAGCGUCAGAAUAUGGCAUUCCUGAGUCAGAUACAACCUGCCAGCCAGGUAUACCAGCUAUGACUGCUGUUAAAGGAUUUUUUGCUGGAUGUACACCUUUCGAAGGUGCAUUUUUUACUUUUCUUCUUAUUACUUGGUUAAGUACUAAAUUAGAUACAGUAAAAGUAUGGAAUCCAUCGCUUUUCGACUACAACAAUUUGGAAAGAUUAAAUUCGAAUAAACCGAUAUGUCCCUGCUCUACAACUAGAAUGCCUUAUCAUACAUUUAUCUCAUUAUCUCCAACUUUACAUCAAGUGUGUUCCAGUGAUUUUGUUUCAGAUCGUUGGGUUUCUGUAUUAAAAAAUAGCGCAUCUUCUACUGUUCUUUUAAAUUCCAAUUUUACUACAGAUUGGCAUUAUCAAGCUAGUUCACAAUUUCAAUUGUUGUCGAAUCUUUGCCAAUUGGCUAAUAAAACAAUCGACGAUGCCAUUCGUCGUUUUAAGUAUCAAUCCUUUGUGGCGCCGAAUUUAUUCAGUGAAGAUAGCUUCAAUGCAUAUUUCAAUCGAACAUUUACUCAACUAUUCCAGUCGACAACCAGCUAUUUUAGUGUUCUUGUAGAAACAGAGCGUCUCCUUCUUCAAGUCGAUCAACUUUCUGCCGUACCUGUUAAAGAUGUACGAGUUAUGGUAAAUUCGAAUCUACGUGUAAAUGUAACACUAAACGUAACUACCAAUAAGUAUUCAUCGCAUGUAAGUCUUUCUUGA
Molecule: messenger RNA, 888 nt
Organism: Adineta steineri
Lineage: Eukaryota; Metazoa; Rotifera; Eurotatoria; Adinetida; Adinetidae
Source: the annotation of a GenBank genome assembly